AAUAGGAAGCAAUAGUUGAAAGGAAAAGGAGAUCAAAUAAUGGGAGAAAAAGUGGAGGUAUUUGGGGCAUGGUUCAGCCCUUUCAGCCGUCGUGUAGAAUUGGCUUUGAAAUUGAAAGGGAUUCAAUAUGAUUACAUUGAAGAAGAAAUAUACAAGAAGAAGAGUGAUUUGAUCCUCAAAUUCAACCCUGUUUACAAGAAGGUUCCUGUGUUUGUCCAUGGGGGAAAACCCAUAGCAGAGUCCAUUGUUAUUCUUCAAUACAUAGAUGAGAGUUGGAAGGACAAUCCCAUUUUGCCUCAACAUCCUUAUCACAAAGCUCUUGCUCUCUUUUGGGCCAAGUUUUUGGAUGACAAGGUGCUACCUUCAUUAAUGAAAGCAAGGAGAUCAGGUGAAGGAAAGGAUAGAGAAGAGGCAAUAGGUGAGGCAAGGGAAGGGUUAAGAGCACUUGAAGAAGAGCUUAAAGGGAAGAAAUUCUUUGGAGGAGAGAAAUUGGGAUUUGUUGACAUUGUUGCUAAUUUCAUAGCAUAUUGGAGUCAAGCCAUGGAUGAAGCUUUUGGUGUUCAAAUACUUACCAGUGAAUUGCAAAACCUUCCAAGGCUAACUCAAUGGUGUCAUCACUUUCUUCAACACCCCAUUGUCAAACACAAUCUCCCCCCCAAAACUCAACUUCUUGCCCUUUUUAAGUCUCAAUUUGUGGACACAAAUUAAAUGAUCAUGCUUCCAAAUGAACAUUCUUCAUGAACUAGGCCUACUAUAUACCACCUUAAUUAAGCAGCUUUUGUAAAAUGAUGUAUCUUCAAAUUUGAGAAUUAAACCUGCUGUCUCUUUGAUCUGUUUCAAUAAAUUUAAAUUGAAUCCUCUUGUUUGAAUA
This is a messenger RNA of Cucumis sativus (cucumber), 871 nucleotides long. RefSeq names its product probable glutathione S-transferase. Gene Ontology annotation, molecular function: glutathione transferase activity. Gene Ontology annotation, cellular component: cytoplasm. NCBI's taxonomy places the organism in Eukaryota, Viridiplantae, Streptophyta, Magnoliopsida, Cucurbitales, Cucurbitaceae. The transcript has 2 exons. Bases 40 to 708 code for a protein of 222 amino acids. Gene Ontology annotation, biological process: glutathione metabolic process. The record is from RefSeq and is a predicted model, not a curated record.